Messenger RNA from Trypanosoma grayi, 573 nucleotides. RefSeq lists its product as hypothetical. Bases 1 to 573 code for a protein of 190 amino acids. The record is from RefSeq and is a predicted model, not a curated record. Lineage: Eukaryota; Euglenozoa; Kinetoplastea; Trypanosomatida; Trypanosomatidae. The transcript has a single exon.
AUGUGGAAGCCAAGCGCGUCAAUGACACGCUCCGCGUGCAUGGCGGCCACGAGCUCCGCCUCUUUCUCUGUUGGUGCGAGGCCCUCACCCCAGCGCUCGCCGUACUCGGACGGCAGCGGGAGGCGCAGCUUGGCGUGGAACAGCGGCUCCUCGUCGUCCACCGUCUGCACCGCGCGCACUUCCGCCACAAGCUGGCUGCUGGAACAAGCAGAAGCUGCAGCAGCAGACGUGGAUAAGGACAGGGGCGCCAUACGCUUCACGAAGUUGGCCACUUUCGCACGCGCAAAGGCGUCCACCGCCGUGAUGGUCUCCGCCGCAGCGUCUUUGCUCGUUCCGUUUUCCUCCGCAUCAGAGAAGCCAUCCAUGUCAUCCACGUCGUCGCUGUGGGGCAGCAGCACCUCCACCUGUAGCACCUCCGGGGCCUCGUUGAGUGGCUGCCGCAACGGCAUAGUCGCCGUGGUGUACGUGGCACGCCCUCGUAUACAAAGUGCGUGGAAGAGCACUUGGCGCAGCAGCCGGCCACGCGCGCCGAUCAGACACCGCCGCAUGAAGUUCCUGCAGCCUCACAGAUGA